AUGAAGACUCAGUGGAAGGACCUCCCCCCGGUCCCGAACUCGCAAGAGUUCCUCGACAUCGUCCUCUCGAGGACGCAGCGCCGGCUGCCCACCCAGAUCCGAUCCGGCUUCAAGAUCUCGAGAAUCCGCGGCUUCUACACCCGCAAGGUCAAGUUCACCCAGGAGACCAUCACCGAGAAGCUCGGCCAGAUCAUCGAGUCGUUUCCGCGCCUCAACGACAUCCACCCCUUCCACAAGGACCUGAUCAACACCCUCUACGACGCCGACCACUUCAAGAUCGCCCUCGGCCAGCUGUCCACCGCCAAGCACCUGAUCGAGACCAUCUCCAGAGACUACGUUCGCCUUCUCAAGUAUGGCCAGUCUCUAUUCCAGUGCAAGCAGCUGAAGCGCGCUGCGCUCGGUCGCAUGGCGACGCUCAUCAAGCGCCUCAAGGACCCCUUGGUGUACCUCGACCAGGUUAGACAGCAUCUUGGCCGUCUUCCCUCGAUCGACCCUAACACCAGAACCCUGCUCGUCACGGGUUUCCCUAAUGUCGGAAAGUCUUCUUUCCUCAAGUCCGUCUCCAGAGCCGACGUCGACGUCCAGCCGUAUGCCUUCACGACAAAGUCGCUCUUUGUCGGCCACUUCGACUACAACUACCUUCGUUUCCAGUGCAUUGAUACUCCUGGUAUUCUCGACCAUCCCCUCGAGGAGAUGAACACCAUUGAAAUGCAGUCCGUUACCGCCAUCGCCCAUCUGCGCUCCGCCAUCAUGUACUUCAUGGAUCUGAGUGAGCAGUGCGGCUACUCGAUCCAGGCCCAGAUCAACCUCUUCCAGAGCAUCAAGCCCCUGUUCCAGAACAAGAUCGUCUUCAUCGUCAUCAACAAGAUCGACGUCGUCAAGCCGGAGGACCUCGACGCCGCGACCCAGGCGCAGCUCCAGGGCCUGCUCAAGUCGGGCGAUGUCGAGAUGCUCCAGCUGUCGUGCAACACCCAGGAGGGCGUCCAGCACGUCAAGAACACCGUCUGCGAGCGUCUCAUCGCCGAGCGCGUCUCCCAGAAGCUCAACGCCGGCACCAACAGUAGCGGCAACAUUGGCGGCCGCCUCGCCGAUGUCAUGGCCCGUAUCCACGUCGCCCAGCCCGGCACCGCGCCUCUGCAGACCUUCAUUCCCGAGGGCGUCAAGAACCUCAAGAAGUACAGCCGCGAGGACCCGGAGCGCCGGCGUCUCGCCAAGGACGUCGAGGCCGACAACGGCGGCGCCGGCGUCUACAGCGUGGACAUGCGUCAGGACUGGCUCCUCAAGAACCCGGAGUGGAAGCACGACAAGAUCCCCGAGGUGUGGAACGGCCAGAACGUCUACGACUUCAUCGACCCGGACAUCGACGCCAAGCUGCAGGCGCUCGAGGAGGAGGAGGAGCGCCUCGAGCAGGAGGGCUUUUACGAGUCGGACGAGGAGCUUGACGACGAGGAGGAGGCCGACGUGCUCUCCAAGGCCGAGCUGAUCCGCGAGAAGCAGGCCCUCAUCCGCAACGAGGCCAAGAUGAAGAAGCACCUCAAGAACCAGGCCAUCAUCCCGCGCAAGUUGCAAAAGGUGCCGCUGUCCCAGAUGGACGACGCCCUCGACCAGCUCGGUGUCGACACCACCGACAUUGUCAGCCGCGCUCGCGCCCAGUCCCGCCCCCGCGGCCGCUCCCUCGGCCGCUCUCGCGCCGGCACCGAGGACGUCGACAUGAUGGACACGGACGCCACCCCCAAGGAGCGCCUCCGCUCCCACAGCCGUGCCCGCAGCCAGAGCCGCGCCCCCAUCGUCAACCGCCGCGAGGACGGUGUCCAGGACGUCGAGGACCGCACCAAGGCCGACCGUCUCGCCAAGCUGUCCCAGAAGAAGAGGAACCGCAUGGCCAGACAGGGUGAGGGUGAUCGCCACACCACUGUUUCUCUGCAAAGACAUUUGGUUGCUGGCAAGCGUGGCUUGGGCAAGAACCAGAGACGUUAA
This is a messenger RNA of Colletotrichum graminicola M1.001, 1977 nucleotides long. Its product is annotated as nucleolar GTP-binding protein 1. The record is from RefSeq and is a predicted model, not a curated record. Gene Ontology annotation, cellular component: nucleolus. The transcript is spliced from 5 exons. Lineage: Eukaryota; Fungi; Ascomycota; Sordariomycetes; Glomerellales; Glomerellaceae. The coding region runs from base 1 to 1977 and encodes 658 amino acids. Gene Ontology annotation, molecular function: GTPase activity; GTP binding; RNA binding. Gene Ontology annotation, biological process: ribosomal large subunit biogenesis.